CACAUCAGCAUCAAGGAGAAGCAGAGGAGAGAAAAAAGAUGUGGUCACAUGACUGUGCGGAAGUAGAAGCCGGGGAGGCAGACGAGCAAAAUGGCAGAAGGAGGUGGAGGUGAUCAAGGAAAUUCAUCUGAACAGAUUGUGGAAGUCGGAGCUGUGUUGUUGAAGGACUUCAUUUACGAGCGGAUUCGGCGGCACGUAGACAGUGAUGCUGUACUGACCAGAGAGCAGCUCGGCGCACAGGAGCUGUGUGAAAACCACAAGAAGCUCGCUCAGUGCCUUCAGCAGAUCGGAGAUGAGCUUGAUGGAAACAUGGAUCUGCAAAAGAUGAUAGAUGACUCCGCCCUGAAGCCAUCAAAAGACGUCUUCAUGAAAGUUGCCUUUCAGAUCUUUUCUGAUGGUAGAUUCAACUGGGGCCGAGUGGUUGCGCUCUUUUACUUCGCCUGCCGACUCGUCAUAAAGGCCCUUGUAACCAAAAUCCCUGAUAUCAUCAGAACAAUAAUUAACUGGACAAUAGACUACCUCCGGGAUCAUGUGAUCAACUGGAUAAGAGAGCAAGGUGGCUGGGAGGGAAUUCGUUCCUACUUCGGCACGCCCACUUGGCAGACGUUGGGGGUCUUCCUGGCCGGUGUUCUUACCACUGCUUUAGUCAUGCGCAAGAUGUGAAAACCGCUCUAGGGGCAGGGAGGAGAAAGAUGGGAAGACCUACGACUGAAGGAACAGGAGCAGAAACAAGAUGAUCAAAGGGCCAACGGAAACGAGUCAAGGCAGAGUUAAAAGAAAAAUAAAUAAAUAAGUUGAGCUAGAGGAACUUGUACAUGGAGAACCACAAUUCCUGUGAAACUGAGAGCUGGACUGGAAGCGCUGUUGUACCCAUGAUCGUUAAGCCUCUGAGGAGGAGAGAUGUGCAUGAUGCACAAAAUCAGAAAGAUAGGGAGGAUUUCAGACUUGAACAAAGAAGGAACUUUAAAUAAUUUAUUUUUUACUUGGUACAAAGUCACUGCACUCUGUUUCUUACCCUAAGACUAAGUUCAGCUGGAUGGAGUGGGUUCUCUGUUAUUUUAGUUGUAGUGUCUUUUCUUUCUUUCUUCCUUUCUUUCUUUUUUUCUUUUUUCGUUAUCAUCAUCAUGUCUGUAUGCUAGCCAAUCUCCAUUCAUAUGUUAUUGUGAGUAGUCCCCUGACGGAAAUCUUCAAAAAACUGGCGGGUAUGGACAUAUUAGAUGGUCACGGUGAGACAAGAUAAUGACAUUUUUUAAACAAGUGAUAAAUUAACUAAAAAUUGCAAGUCUGUGCCAUGGAGUUUAAGCAUUAGAUUAAAACAAGCCCAGUUAAUUUGUCUCCCCGUAAAACCAGAAAUUCAAAGUUUCUAACUAUUUCAGGGACUAACGAAGGGUGUCUAAUCAGUUGGUUGUGUUCAGAGUUUGUUUACAUUUAAAAAAAUAUUCAUCUUAUUGUUUAAAAGAAACACAACCUUACCGAAUUAUUACUGUUGGGGUCACUGAAAAUUCUUGGAUAAAUUUAAAUCAUUGCUGUUUUGGGUGUUUGGAAUACCAUUGCAACUGUGACUCCGUUAAUACAUACAAAAAAAAAUAAUCUGUUUUUAUAAAAGAGCCAUGUGUCGUGAGUCAGCAGUUCCUUUGACCUAUGAAAGAAGCUGUGCUGCAUACACAGAAAGCAGUGGGCUGCUUACCUCACUUUUGAUACGUUCAGAGUACUGUAUUUUUGCGACAGUUAUUGAGACUGCUGCAACGUCAUGCAGCUCAAGGCUUUUUAUACAUUUUCCUUGUUCAUCGGUGCCUUGAUGUUUGCUUUUUUACUAUGAAAUCACUUUGAUAUGAGUUUUCACCUUUUCUAUCAUAUUUGUAUGGGCGGAAAUUGUCUCAAGGUCCCCUGAAAACCUUUUUGCAGUGACUUGUUAUGUUGUGAUAAGGAAAAUAAAUCUUUUAAACUCUU
Molecule: messenger RNA, 1950 nt
Organism: Xiphophorus hellerii (green swordtail)
Lineage: Eukaryota; Metazoa; Chordata; Actinopteri; Cyprinodontiformes; Poeciliidae
Product: apoptosis regulator BAX
Exons: 6
Coding region: 91-663 (190 amino acids)
Biological process (GO): regulation of apoptotic process; release of cytochrome c from mitochondria; extrinsic apoptotic signaling pathway in absence of ligand
Cellular component (GO): mitochondrial outer membrane
Molecular function (GO): channel activity; BH domain binding
Source: RefSeq, a predicted model, not a curated record